Molecule: messenger RNA, 1251 nt
Organism: Trichoplax adhaerens
Lineage: Eukaryota; Metazoa; Placozoa; Uniplacotomia; Trichoplacea; Trichoplacidae
Exons: 14
Coding region: 1-1251 (416 amino acids)
Biological process (GO): mitochondrial DNA replication
Cellular component (GO): mitochondrion; cytoplasm
Source: RefSeq, a predicted model, not a curated record
AUGGCUUAUGAAAUGAAAGAUAUCUUAUCCCAUCUCUCGCGACGAGGUUUAUUCUUAAUUGGAACGAAUGAAGACAAAUUGGGUCCUCUUGGCAUACUACUAAUGAGAAAUCUUUACCAAGAAUGGCGAAAAUCCAUUUCUAUUAUUCGUGGUAAAGCUUGCAACGUCUUGGAAAUUCAGCCGACUACACUCGAUAAAGGUCUAAACGAUAACAUAAAAUCGUUGUCUGAUAGCUCGAACAGCCUACUGCACUUUUGGAACUUGGAUAGGGAUGGUUUAACAUCAAGACAAAAUUCUAUCAAAAUGAUGAAUCCUGCGCUGCCUUUUGUACUAAUUCGACAGAUUAAUAGCGUAUCUGGCGGUGAAAGUUUCAAAGCCUUUUUAAGAUUUUACUGCUCACCUAAAGAAUCACAGUUAUGGUAUCAUACUUGGAAGAAGGAAAGAGCAACUUGGUGGAGAAAAUUAUCUAUUAAUAGACCUGGGCGUUUUGUCCUGGAAGAGGACAGCUUUGAUGAUAGUAAGACUUACGAUAGAGCAAGAAUAGUGCUAUCGUACAAUAAUUAUAAGGAAACUGUUGAAGAUAUUUCAUAUUGUAAAGAUAGCAAUGAAAUUGAGAAAAAUAUAUGUAAUAGUAAUAAUUUUCAUUCAAUCACAUGUUCGUCGUACAUGACUCAAGGAGUAUUGGCUUACCUUAUCGAUUCAUAUCACUGCAGGCAGUUAAUGCAUGCUAAUGGUGCCAGUAAAGAUGGCUUUAAGUCACUAAAGUUACAUCCGCGACUAUCUCCGAUUAAAGCAGCUAUCAUUCACCCCAAUACGGACAGGAUUCACUUUGUAGAGCUUGCGGAAUAUUUAGCUAAGAAAUUAAAUAGCGCUGAAAUAGUUACUUGGAUAGAAAGUGCUAAAUGUUUAGAGGAAUGUUACAAAAAUCACGAUGAAAUGGGAACUCUCUUCUGCAUUGUCAUAGACGAUAAUACUGUUAAAUAUGGCGAUGUAAAACUGCGACAUCGAGAUACAGGCCUAUUGGAGCAAAUUCAUCUAAUGGAUGUUAAGCUAUGCAUAGAGAGGGACCUGCAAAAUUCGUACGAAGAUAACCUCCCACCAGAUCUACAGCGACGAUUGUUCCUAUUCUAUGAUGAGAAAAAUGAGAUGAAUGUAAAAAUUUGUUGUUCUCCUGUCCAUGCAAUGAUACGAUCGAUGCCUGCUGUAGCCUGUGUUGCUACGUACUUAUUUAUCGUGUUGCAGGCAAAGUAG